Messenger RNA from Limanda limanda (common dab), 1906 nucleotides. It is a transcript of the gene itfg1, whose product is annotated as integrin alpha FG-GAP repeat containing 1. The transcript has 18 exons. NCBI's taxonomy places the organism in Eukaryota, Metazoa, Chordata, Actinopteri, Pleuronectiformes, Pleuronectidae. Gene Ontology annotation, cellular component: plasma membrane. The record is from RefSeq and is a predicted model, not a curated record. The coding region runs from base 42 to 1823 and encodes 593 amino acids.
CUGCAAUCGGUGUUGUUGUGGGGAGCUGAAAGAGCAGAAGGAUGUGGUUAUCACAAUUAAACACUUUGGCUUUUUUAUUAGCUUUUGUAGGACGGUACCACACGUCAGCUCUUCAGGAUGUAACUGCGGACCUCUUCGGUGCCGAGAACUACGGGACGGUGGCGGCGUUUGGGGAUUUUAACUCGGAUAAACAGACAGACAUCUUCAUGAUCAGAGAACAGUCUGAACUGGUCAUAUUCCUGGCGGACCCAAAAAUACCCUACUUCAAGCCCCAUGUCCAAAACGUUAAAAGCUCUUUGCCAAGGAGCACCAUCAUCACCAGUGUGGUUCCUGGAGACUAUGAUGGAGACUCACAGAUGGAUGUUCUUCUCACAACUCAGACCAUCCCCCCAGCAGCAACAUCUGUUUUCAUCUUCUGGGGGAACAACCAGACUUUAGAUAUGGAUUGGCUCAGACUGAACAAGACCUUCACAGAUCAACCCCUUGUGAUGGACUUCAAUGGGGACAUGGUCCCAGAUAUUUUUGGAGUCACCGACUCAGCACUUACUGAAGUCUGCUAUCUCACCAAAAGGGUUCAAGUGUGGCAGAAUGUGCUGACUUCACCUAUCAAAAUGCGAAACCUUCACUCUAACGCUUUCAUUGACCUCAACAAGGACUUGACAGCUGAUUUAUUCCUAACAACUGAAGGCCCAGCAUUUGAGACCUGGCUGAGCAAGGACGGGAACUUCACCAAAUCUGAAAUCAUGCCAGCAAAGCCACCAGCCAACAAUGUCGGACAGUCCUCCUUUGUCGACUUCGAUGGUGAUGGCUAUCAGGACCACCUCCUCCCUGUGUGUUUGGAUGGACCAAAGUGUCAGCGCAGUGCCAUCUACCUGGCCAAGUCAGGCUCACAAGAGUGGGUACCGAUACUGUCAGAUUUCCAGCAGAGGGAAACAGUUUGGAGCUUUGUGCCAGGGAGCCCCAUCCAACCCCUGGCCCUGCACCUUGGGGACUACAACCUGGAUGGCUUCCCUGAUGCCCUGGUGGUCCUGCGCAACACCAGUGGAAGUCCCAGUGUUCAGCAGGCCUUCCUGUUGGAGAACGUGCCCUGUAACAACGUCAGCUGCCAUAGUGUGGGAAGAAUGUUUCACAUCCACUGGGACCAAUCAGAUUUGGGAGCCAUCCAAAAUGCAAUAAUGGCAACAUUCUUUGACAUCUACGAGGACGGUAUAUUAGACAUGCUGGUUCUGAGCCAGACAACGGGCAAAAAUGACUUGAUCAUCCACGCUUUAAAGAACAAUUUUGAAGCUGACGCCUACUUCGUUAAAGUGAUGGUGCUCAGCGGCCUCUGCUCCAAUAGCUGCCCAGAAGAUGUGAAGCCCUUUGGUGUUAACCAGCCAGGUCCCUAUGUCAUGUACACCACAGUGGACUCCAAAGGUUACCUGAAAAAUGCCUCAGCCGGUCAGUUGAGCCAGUCUGCUCACUUCUCCCUGCAGCUGCCCUACACUGUGCUGGGCCUUGGACGCAGCGCCAACUUCCUGGACCACCUUUAUGUCGGCAUCCCCCGGCGGCCUGGAGACACGGAGAUAAGGAUGAAGGAGUGGACGGCCGUCAUUCCCAACUCUCAGCUCAUCGUCAUCCCCUUCCCACACGACCAGCCCCACAGUUGGAGCGCUAAACUGUACCUGACUCCUAGCAACAGCGUGCUGCUGACGGCCAUCGCACUGAUCGGAGUGUGCGUCUUCAUCCUCGUCAUUAUUGGCAUCCUGCAUUGGAAAGAGAAGAAAGCAGAUGAUCGAGAGAAGAGACAGGAAGCCCACCGUUUCCAUUUCGAUGCCAUGUGAAGUGCAUCAUGGGAGAACAUCCUCUCCUGCACUCCUCCGCCCGGCCGCCACCCUCCUUCACAGACACACACACACACACAAAC